Molecule: messenger RNA, 2291 nt
Organism: Leptinotarsa decemlineata (Colorado potato beetle)
Lineage: Eukaryota; Metazoa; Arthropoda; Insecta; Coleoptera; Chrysomelidae
Molecular function (GO): protein binding
Source: RefSeq, a predicted model, not a curated record
AAAAUAUCUGGUGGCAACCCUGAUCAAUACAUUCGAUAAAAAUAAUAACAUGAAAUUCCUGGUGAUAAAAAAAUCCUAAUCUUAUAAAGUUUGUUUAUGGUCGUAAUUGCAAUUAUUGAGGAGACAAAAUGUCAUAUCAUUCUCUGGUUGGCACUUGGAAAGUUGUUAAAUGUGAACAUGUGAAAAAAACAAGUUCCAUGGGCAAUUUUGACCAUCAUUUAAAAUUUAUGGAGGGUAUAAGAGUAAGAUUAGAUGAAAAUGGAGAUGUGACUUGGAUGGUUCCCGAAGAUCUGAAAAAUGUUCCACUGUUUACCUGUGAAACUUAUGAAUUACAUAGACCAAGUGGAAAAUCAGGGACAAUAUUACGUUUUGGAGCUUAUGCAGGACAUGUUUUCGAGUUCAAUACCGACAAAUGGUUCAAAGACAGUGUAUCUCUAUCAUGUGAGGGAUUAUGUACCAUACACUGUAUUAAAGUUGCAGAUGAGGUUCCUUCAAACAAUUUGACUUCACUGUUCUCUCUAUUACCUGCUUUAGAGGAUGGCUACUUCUCAGAUAUAACGAUAAGAUCAUCUAACAAUAGAGAGUUCAAAGUUCACUCUGUCAUUCUUGAACUACAAGGAGAUGAUAUAGAUUGGUUUUCAAAUCCUCCACCAUUCAGCAAUCUAUCGGAAGAUGUUAUAGGAACAAUUCUACACUUUUUGUAUGCUGAGUGUUUACCUGAAAAUCUAUCUGAAAACGCUGCACGUGAAGUUAUUGAUGUUGUGUCACCAUUUAAAUCGCUUUCAAAAUUGGUUGAAAGUUGUCAACUUUUUCUGAAAAACAUAGAAUUGAAAAAACAAAUUAUAAGUUUAGUGGGUGACAUGCAUAAUUGUUUGAAUGAGAUGAUAACACGAUUCCAUGUCAGAGACAACCAACUGCCAGGGGAGAAUAUUACCGGAAGUCCUCUUAAGUUAUGUUUCAUUGUGAAGCAGUCAAUAAGAGAUGCUGCAGUAGCUGGUGCAAAGUUAUUACUUCUCUGUGAUGUUUUUUCAAAGAGGAAGAAGGAGUUGACGAGAUAUGAAAGGCACGAAAUAAUCCGUUAUGCAAAGUCAAGGUUUCCAGUAUUUUUAACACAACUCACAAGAUUCACCAAAGUUUUGAAAAAUACUCUCAAUUCCUUGUCACCUGCCCAGAGGAUGGAUAUUGCUACAUUUUUAGUACCAGAGAUCGAAAUAAUUCUGGACACCUUAUCUAUGUUAACUGCGCAUUUUGAAAAGGCUUUACAACAAAUGAUUCAGGGACUCUUCACACCAGAUUCUGCCAGAGGUGGAAGUGUCGGAGACACGAUUUCGAAAACUGUGAAGAAACUUCUUCAUAUCAGGGAGCUGACAAAACUCAAUUCUCUCCACGAACAUAUAACUUUUACUCUUGGUUUGAUACUUCAUAAAAAAGAAUCCUUUCUUCAGAUGACUUUCUCUCAAAAAGUUCGUUCGAUAGCAAGAAAUUUAGAUCAACUCAUAGAAGAACUACCAGUAUUUGUUAUAAGGCUAGAAGAAACUGCUUCCGCAUUUGAAGAGAAAUUAGAGUGGAGAGAUUUCAAAUUCUGUUUCAAAGUGGGGAUUAGCAAAGUGCACAAUCCCUCUAACCACAGUUCAUUGGAAGAUCUAACUUCAGAUCGAAACUCCUCUAGGAUGGACUCGAGCAUAUCUCAGUUGAGGGAUAUUCUAGGGGAAACAUCAUCCAGGGAAUCUCUAGUUGAGGUCAUAUUAGCUGCAGAUUUCGAUUUACAACGAGCUAUUAACUAUUAUUAUGCUCGUAAUAAUGAUCAAAAAAUAGUUGUACACGAUACCGGACCUUUUCUGUUCAGAAUAUUGUUAGAAUAUUUAUACAGUGGAAGGUUGAAGUGUGAUUCAUUGUCUUCUGAACAGUUGGUGGAACUGUUGCUGCUCGGCGACAGGUACGAAAUGGAUGCUUUGAAACACACCUGUGAAUAUGCCUUAGUGGGCAUCAUAGAUGCUGAAACGGUUAUAUAUUUUUUAAGUGUAGCUGAUCAGUAUAAUGCCAGAAUAUUGAAAAACCAUUGCUUGGGUUACGUGUCUCAACAUCAUGAUUUAACAGAGUCUGAUGAGUUUUUCGAACUCCCGAUAUCUCUGCAAGCCCAGAUAUUUGAAGAAUGUGUCUUCAGUCAAUCAAGUGGAAAACCAAGUGAUUUUGAUUUUGGUUUGGAGCAUCUCCUUCCGUCUUCUCCUGCAAACAGUCCAGGAUCCAAUGAGAUAACAAAGACAUUGGAGUCGAUGUUAUUGACACCCGAA